This is a messenger RNA of Pterocles gutturalis (yellow-throated sandgrouse), 1601 nucleotides long. RefSeq names its product choline kinase alpha (gene CHKA). The annotation marks the transcript as partial. Gene Ontology annotation, cellular component: cytoplasm. The transcript is spliced from 11 exons. Gene Ontology annotation, biological process: phosphatidylethanolamine biosynthetic process; CDP-choline pathway. NCBI's taxonomy places the organism in Eukaryota, Metazoa, Chordata, Aves, Pterocliformes, Pteroclidae. The record is from RefSeq and is a predicted model, not a curated record. Gene Ontology annotation, molecular function: ethanolamine kinase activity; choline kinase activity.
AGGUGGCCUCAGCAACAUGCUGUUUCAGUGCUCACUACCUGAUACCAUUGAGACAGUUGCGGAUGAACCACGGAAAGUUCUGCUGCGCUUAUAUGGUGCAAUCCUCCAGAUGAGGUCCUGUAAUAAAGGAGAGUCUGUGCAGUCUCAGAAGGAAAAUGACUUGCAAGGGGCAGAAGCCAUGGUUCUGGAAAGUGUAAUGUUUGCCAUUCUUGCAGAGAGAGCUCUUGGCCCAAAGCUGUAUGGAAUCUUUCCACAAGGGCGACUGGAGGAAUUCAUUCCCAGCAGGAAACUAAGUACUGAUGAACUAAGCUUACCUGACAUAUCUGCUGAAAUAGCUGAGAAGAUGGCUAGAUUUCAUGGCAUGAAAAUGCCAUUUAAUAAAGAACCUAAGUGGCUUUUUGGGACAAUGGAAAAAUAUCUAAAUCAAGUGCUGAGGAUUAAAUUUACCAGAGAAUCCAGAACUAGAAAACUGAACAAACUCCUCAGUUACAAUCUCCCCCAAGAAAUGACAAAUCUAAGAGCUAUGCUUGAAGCUACUUCAUCACCAGUCGUGUUCUGCCACAAUGACUGUCAAGAAGGUAAUGUCUUGCUUCUGGAAGGCAGAGAGAAUUCAGAAAACCAAAAGCUGAUGCUUAUUGACUUUGAAUACAGCAGCUAUAAUUACCGAGGAUUUGACAUUGGAAAUCACUUCUGUGAAUGGAUGUAUGAUUACACAUAUGAGAAGUACCCAUUCUUCAAAGCCAGUGUUCUUAAAUAUCCUUCAAAGAAGCAACAGCUUCAUUUUAUCUCCAGUUACCUGUCUGCUUUCCAUGAUGGCUUUGAAAAUCUGAGCAAUGAAGAGAAGUCCAAACUAGAAGAAGAAGUGUUGAUAGAAGUUAACAGGUUUGCCCUCGCAUCACACUUCUUCUGGGGUCUGUGGUCUAUUGUACAAGCAAAGAUCUCAUCCAUUGAGUUUGGUUACCUGGAAUAUGCGUUAUCGAGAUUUGAUGCAUACUUUGAUCAGAAGAGGAAGCUGAAGGUGUGAAUGUGGGAGGAGUGGCCUGUUGGUUACUGUACGAAGAGGGCAGCUGGACGGAACUUACACUGUGCUUAGGCUACUGUAUCUCUAACAAAGGUGUCACUGAAUUCCAGUUCCUUGGAACACAGGUGUACAGUACUGAAGACUGUAUAAAAAUGACUUGUUUACAGUUUUGAAAUACUUGGAAUGAGAUUGGGAGGCAAGUAAAAUAGACCAGUGCAAUAUCUUUAAAUCUUUUUGCUCUAGAGGGUAUUUUAUAUUAUGGGAGAAGCUUACAAUUCAGUGUCAAUACCACAUGCAUCAGAGCAAGCUGUUACUGUGAGUACAUUUUCUAGGGGGGUGUUGGCAUUGAGGUUCAUGUUGUAAGCAAACAGUUGUAAAAGAUGAUUCGUUGUAGACACUGCCUUUUAAUGAGAAGGAAAAGCAAAGAAGACAACUGUUAAACUGUGAAGCAGACUUGAUCUUACUGUAAGAUUAGGAUCAACAUGCCCCAUGAACACUAUCUUCGAAGCUGCUGAUAUGUUACACCACUUUAACCAUAAAAUAACUAAAACACUUUGAAGCAGUACGCUUUAAAGCGUUA